This is a messenger RNA of Musca vetustissima, 1195 nucleotides long. Its product is annotated as glucose-fructose oxidoreductase domain-containing protein 1. Gene Ontology annotation, molecular function: nucleotide binding. The record is from RefSeq and is a predicted model, not a curated record. The transcript has a single exon. NCBI's taxonomy places the organism in Eukaryota, Metazoa, Arthropoda, Insecta, Diptera, Muscidae. Bases 23 to 1195 code for a protein of 390 amino acids.
AACAUUACUAAUUACCUAAAUAAUGCUGCCUGGAGUUGGUGUUUUCGGUACGGGUGCAAUAACCAAAGUUUUGGUGCCCAUUUUACGUGAGAAAGGCUUCGAGAUAAAAGCUAUCUGGGGUCGUACGUUGCGUGAAAGUGAGGAGGUGGCCACCUCCCUAAAUAUCUCAUUCUACACAAACAAAAUCGAUGAUGUUCUGCUGCGAAAGGAUGUUGAUCUGGUGUUCAUUGUGUGUCAACCAUAUUUGCAUGCCGAAAUUUCGGUAAAGGCCUUGGGCAUUGGAAAACACGUUGUUUGCGACAAACCGAUGGGCCUCAACCAAUCCGAUGCCAUGAAAAUGGUACGUGCCUCGCAAUAUUACCCCACUUUGAUAUCCUUGGUAAAUCAUUCCCUGCGUUUUUUGCCUGCAUUUACUCACAUGAAACGUUGCCUUAACGAGGGAUUGAUUGGUCCUCUCAAUGAAAUAUCCUUGGUGGAUGUUAGAGUGCAAUUGGGAAGUCUGUUCCCUGAGAAAUUCGAUUGGAUGUGUGAUGCAGCUAUGGGUGGUGGGGCUUUGAACUUGGUCGGCAGUCAUGUUGUCGACUUGGUCAGUUUUCUGAUACAUCAACAUGCUGUACGUGUACAUGGAGUUGUUAAGGCCUACACGAAGACAACCAACAAUGUCAAUGGCAUACGUCAAAUAUCUGCUCCGGACUUUUGCAACUUUCAAAUGGAACUCGCCAAUGGCACACUUAUCACCACAUCAAUACAUAGUCACACAGUCCCGGCAAAAACAUUCUCACAAGAAGUUCUUAUUUGUGGUUCGCAGGGUCAUCUAGUUGUUAGAGGUGGCGAUUUAUUCAUAUUCAAAAAUAAAACAGAUUCAUCGCAGACCGCAAAGGAAGAAGCGGUCUACGUAGAUGUACAAGAUUUGCAUAUUGCCACAUCAGACUCGUUGCUACCACGUCUCUACAUCAAGGGCUUGUGCAAAAUGAUUGGUGCUCUUAAGGAAUCUUUUGCUGUGAAAGAAUCGUCAUGGGUUAAGGAACCAGUUCAGGCCGCCGCAACGUUUGAAGAUGGUCUCUAUGUUCAGGCCGUCUUAGAAGCUGUUCGCAAAUCAAGUGAAACAAAGUCAUGGCAAAGAGUGCAAAUCACUUCGGAUACACCAUCGAAUCAUGAUCAAAUGAUGCGUGUUGCUCGUAUGUCUACAAUGUAA